UUGGUCUCUUUCUCUCUCUUCACUCUUCUGAAUAUUUACACCGCUUGAAGAUUUUUUUCAGUGUCCUCAAAAACAAACGCCUUUUUUUGUUUCAUCUGUGUUUCGUCCAUGGAAGAAGUUGGUUUCUAACGAGAUUAGAGCGACUAAUAAUAAUAAUCCGGGAGUUCUUUGGUCGGCAAGGACCAUGCCGACUCUGCAGAGCUCCGCUUUCCUGCUGCUGUUGAGCUUCCUGAUUGGUCUGAGCUACUCCCUGAACCCAAAAGACCCCAAUGUGUGCAGCCUGUGGGAGAGCUUCACCACCUCAGUGAAAGAGUCCUACUCGCAUCCUUACGACCACGUGACGGAGGAGCCCUGCUCUGACCCGCGGACCUCCUACAGAUGCAUGCGCCACAGGAUCACCUACAAGACGGCCUACAGGCAGGCGGUGAAGACGGACUACCGCAAGAGAUACCAGUGCUGUCCAGGCUAUUACGAGAGCAGAGACAAAUGUGUCCCUCGCUGCACCAAGGAGUGUGUCCACGGUCGAUGUGUCGCUCCAGACCGUUGCCAGUGUGAGGGAGGCUGGCGAGGCGACGACUGUUCCAGCGCCUGCGAUGACAAACAGUGGGGAUCAGGAUGCAGUCAGCCGUGCAAGUGUGAGAACGGAGCUCUCUGCGAUCCCGUCAAGGGGACUUGUCAGUGUCUUCCGGGGUUCAUAGGACGCUACUGCGAGGAGUCCUGUCCAGCAGGCACCUUCGGGAAGGGCUGUCUGCAGAGGUGCAAGUGUGGGACCGGAGGAUCCUGCAAUAAAACAACCGGAGAGUGUGUAUGUCGGGAAGGAUUCACUGGAACUUUCUGUGAGAAGGCGUGUCACAGAAAAUGCCAGGCACGAUGUUCCUGCCAGAAUGGAGGUAUCUGUAAAGGCAAAGGGAUCUGCGAUUGCCCACCUGGAUGGACGGGUGCGGUUUGCACGGAGCGAUGUUCAGAGGGAAGGUUUGGACAAAACUGUGCUGACGAGUGUGUCUGCCACAACAGGGGCAAAUGUGACCCCGAAACUGGACAGUGCCAGUGUGCUAAAGGUUUCACUGGUAACAGGUGUAAUGAGGAGUGUGCUGCAGGCACUUAUGGUCAGGACUGUAAAGGUGCGUGUGACUGUGCUAACGGCGCACGCUGCUACAACAUCGAUGGAGGCUGCCUAUGCGAGCCGGGCUUCAGCGGUCCCCACUGCAGGGACAGGAUGUGUGCACCCGGCAAAUACGGCAUGCACUGUGAACGCAAGUGUCUCUGCCAGGACAAACAGACACUCAGCUGCCACCCAAUGAAAGGAGAAUGCACAUGCCAGCCAGGGUGGGCAGGACUGUUCUGUAACGAGACCUGCGCUCACGGCUUCUACGGUCACGGCUGCCUGGAGCCGUGUCUGUGUGUCAAUGGAGGGGUGUGCGACAGUGCCACCGGACGAUGCCAAUGUGCCCCCGGGUAUACGGGUGUUCAUUGUGAGAGUCUAUGUAAAAGUGGCACCUAUGGCAAGAACUGCUCCCUGGAGUGCUCCUGUGAAAACUUUAUCGACUGCUCGCCAAUUGACGGGACGUGCUUCUGCAAAGAGGGCUGGCGUGGGCCGGACUGUUCCGCCCCCUGCUCUGAGGGAACCUGGGGCCCAGGAUGCAACGCCACCUGCCACUGCGCCAACGGGGCAAAAUGUAACCCUGCAGAUGGAUCCUGCACCUGCAGAGCCGGCUGGCAGGGGGCGCGCUGUGACCAACCGUGCCCGAUGGGCACGUUUGGGCCAGGCUGCCUGAAGAGGUGUGAUUGUGUUCAAGCCGACGGCUGCCAAGCUACCACCGGGGAGUGCCACUGUCUGCCAGGCUGGUGGGGUUCCCGCUGUAGCGAGCCGUGUUCGGAGGGCCUGUGGGGGCGCCACUGUAACCAGACCUGUUUCAAGCAUUGCCCAAACAGUGACACGUGUGUGAGGGAAACUGGAGCGUGUGUGUGUCGCCCAGGCUACUGGGGAGUCACCUGUCAGAACAAAUGCAGAGCUGGUAUGUACGGUGAGCAGUGCAGUAUGUCAUGCCCAUCCUGCGGCCAGUCGUACCGCUGCCACCAUGUGACAGGAGAGUGUGAUUGCCUGCCUGGACACACUGGACCCAACUGUGAUCAAGUUUGUCCAGCUGGCUACUACGGCAAACAGUGCUCUGACGUGUGUGUUAACUGUGCCAACAACUCCACAUGCGACCACCGGGACGGUCACUGUGAAUGUUUGCCUGGCUGGACCGCUACCGACUGCUCCAUACCCUGUAGUCCAGGUCGUUUUGGUCCGUUCUGCACUCAGACCUGCUCCUGUCCGACCAACCUCGUCUGUGACCGAUACACUGGAGACUGUGUGUGUGAAAGCGAAGGAGAGGACUGUAAACAAGACUCGUCUGAGACUCAGUCAGGGAGCGUCAUGGUGCCCCUUCCUCCCGGUGAGAGGGAGUCGUGGGGAGCCAUCGGCGGCAUCGUCGUGCUCGUCAUCCUGGUGGUCUUGCUGCUAGCCCUGCUGCUGCUCUACCGCCGCAGGCAGAAGGACAAACAGAACAACACGCCGACUGUGUCCUUCUCCACCAGCCGCACGGUCAACUCUGAAUACGCCGUACCAGAUGUUCCUCACAGUUACCACCACUACUACUCCAACCCCAGCUACCACACACUGAGCCAGAACAGGCCUCCGCUGCCACACCUCCCCAACAACCACGACCGCACCAUCAAGAACACCAAUAACCAGCUGUUCUGCAGCGUGAAAAACAUGGAGAGGGAGCGGCGCGGCCUGUUUGGGGUUGAGAGCAACGCCACUCUACCUGCAGACUGGAAACACCACGAGCCUCGCAAAGACUCAGGAGCUUUUGGAAUCGAUCGCAGCUACAGCUACAGUGCCAGCCUCGGAAAAUAUUACAACAAAGAGCUGAAGGACGCGGUGGCGGUGAGCAGCAGCUCUCUGAACAGCGAGAAUCCGUACGCUACCAUCAAAGACCUGCCGGGUCUGCCCUUCUGCCCCCCGGAGAGCAGCUACAUGGAGAUGAAGUCAGCCGUGCCCAGAGAGCGAGCGUACACCGAGAUCAGCCCGCCGCCGUUCAACACGGCCACCUUACGCAGAGAGCGUCAGAGUUCCCUCGGUCACGCUCCACACGAGGACCCCCAGAGCCACUACGACCUCCCCGUGAACAGCCACAUCCCGGGACACUACGACCUGCCGCCUGUCCGCCGCCCCCCCUCCCCCAGGAGAACAACUCAGUGACAGUCCUCCCCCACCACCACCAACACCACCACCACCACCACCACCACCACCCUCCUCACUCUGGGGAUGAUUUCAGGCCUGUGCUCAUAAAGAAAGAGUAAACUUUGAUGCUCUUCUCUGACAAUCAGAGAUGCAGACCACCCACAGCCCAGCAGCGCCUAGGUGUCUGUCCCACUGAGGAUCUUUUGUUUACUGUGGAUGCCCCCCCCCCCACUGUCGACUCAACACUGCCCCUCUGUGGGCUAAAGUGGUACUCGCUUCACCGUGACAGACCUGUCAUCCAGACUGGGGAGCCAGAGGGCUGCGGGGAGGAAGGCUGGACUGUGGCGACGCCAGUGGGGCUUCAGCUGCAUUCACCUCCCACGGGAAAAACAGGCCAGAAGACUUCACGGUUAAAAGCAGCGACUUGGGAAUGUUUUUAACUCAUUUAAACAUGCUGGAAUUGAAGUUUCCCACACAUUCUGCUGGUGUGCAUGUUCAAAAGGCCCCUUUUAACGGAAUUUCUUCUAAUUUUAUCAUCAAAAAUUAUGCAUGAUCUUAUUGUUUGGUUAAAUUUGUUUAUAUUACAUUUACAAAAAUCAAAACUUUUUUUUAACAGGCAGCUUAAACUCAUCACAGCUGGA
Messenger RNA from Sebastes umbrosus (honeycomb rockfish), 3870 nucleotides. RefSeq names its product platelet endothelial aggregation receptor 1 (gene pear1). NCBI's taxonomy places the organism in Eukaryota, Metazoa, Chordata, Actinopteri, Perciformes, Sebastidae. The record is from RefSeq and is a predicted model, not a curated record. Gene Ontology annotation, molecular function: scavenger receptor activity; protein binding. The transcript has 23 exons. Bases 185 to 3247 code for a protein of 1020 amino acids.